Molecule: messenger RNA, 3642 nt
Organism: Cyclopterus lumpus (lumpfish)
Lineage: Eukaryota; Metazoa; Chordata; Actinopteri; Perciformes; Cyclopteridae
Gene: stag3
Product: cohesin subunit SA-1
Exons: 31
Coding region: 1-3642 (1213 amino acids)
Biological process (GO): sister chromatid cohesion
Cellular component (GO): nucleus; cohesin complex; chromatin
Molecular function (GO): chromatin binding
Source: RefSeq, a predicted model, not a curated record
AUGGAAAGUGGAGACUCCCAAUUGGACAGUGUUGAGGAGUUGGAUGAUUUCUCAGAUUCUGGCAGUGACUAUGAAGCCACGCUUAAAGCCUCAAAGCGGAGAAAGCAGGCAGUAACUGGACCUCGGCCACCCAAGAGACCUAGGUAUAAAGCUGCAUUGAGGGCGUCCAGCUCCAGCCCCAUCCCCAGUCUUUCAGACUCCUCCCUGCAGCAGCCCUCCCGAAGGACAUCCAGGCAGGCCUCGCCUAGACCUGUGACAAGAACGAACGAGGGUAACCGGUGCAUCAGUGCAGAGAAUAUCUAUGAUGCUGUCCGCUCUGGAAAGAGUGCCAUGGUGACUGUGGUGGACGAGUGGCUGGACAGCUACAAGCAAAGCCGAGAGGCGGGGCUGCUGGUGCUCAUCAACUUCAUUGUUCAGUCCUGUGGAUGUAAAGGUAUGGUUAGCAGAGAGAUGUUGGACAGCAUGCAGCAUGCUGAGAUCAUCGGCAUGCUCACCAAAGAGUUCAAUGAGGAUUCAGUAAACUACCCUUUGUGCACUCCAGGCCCCGAGCUGAAGCAUUUCAAAGCCGGCCUGCUCGAGUUUGUUCGGGUUCUCGUGAGAUCGUGUCGGAAUAGCCUCAUUUAUGAUGAGUACCUCUUCUCCUCUCUGCUGGCUCUACUCACCGGCCUCUCUGACUCCCAGGUCAGAGCCUUCCGACACACCAGUACCCUGAUUGCCAUGAAGUUGAUGACUGGGCUGGUGGAAGUAGCUGUGUUAGUGUCUGUUCAGCUGCAGACCACCCAACGGCAAUACGACAUGGAGAACGGCAAGGAGGCGCGUGACCGAGCCCCUGGCAGACUGGAGGAGCUGCAGGCCACCAUCAGUCAGCUACAGGAGAACAGAGAGGAGUUAUCCUCCAUGAUGAACGUCACGUUCCGCGGUGUGUUUGUGCACCGUUUUCGUGACCGGCUGCCUGAGAUUCGGGCUACGUGUAUUGAGGAGUUGGGCAUGUGGCUGAAAACGAACCCUGAAGACUUCCUGAAUGAUGGAUGUCUUAAAUACCUGGGGUGGACUCUGCAUGACAAGCAAAGUCCAGUGCGUCUGCAGUGUGUGCGUGCCCUGCAGGGUCUGUACCAGGAGAAGGAAUUUAUUGGCCGCCUGGAGCUUUUCACCAGCAGAUUUAAAGAGAGGAUGCUCAGCAUGGUGCUGGACAAGGACCCAGGGGUGGCAGUGGAAGUGGUCAAUCUGUUGCUGCUGAUCCAACAGAGGACAGAGGAAGGUCUGGGAGAGGAGGAGUGUGGUCACAUCUAUCCCCUGGUUUACGCUUCAAACAGAGCCCUGGCUUCUGUAGCCGGUGUCUUCCUCUUUAACAAGCUGAAAAGUGUGAUUGCCAGUGACAGCCAGGAGAAUGAUAAAAUGGAAAAUGCAGCCUUCUUUCAAAUCCUCAUCUCCUUCUUCAUCCAGAGUGAGUUCCAUGAGCACGGGGCAUACCUGGUGGAUAGUCUGUGGGGUGUGGCAAGAUCUGAGCUGAGAGACUGGGAGACGAUGACAACGUUGCUGCUACACGAGUCUGGUCUGAUGUAUGAGGAGGAGGGGGUUCUCAUAGAGCUGAUGAUGUGUGCCAUCAGACAGGCAGCACAGGCAACCCCACCUGUUGGGAGAACUCAGGGCAAGAAGAUCCUGGGCAUGAAGGAUAAGAAGGUCCAGGAACAAGACAGGAGACGUAUCACCACACACUUCAUCCCAUUACUGCCACAGCUGCUGGCCAAGUACUCAGCCGAUGCAGAGAAGGUGACCCUCCUUCUCAAAGCUCCACUUUACUUUUCUCUGGAGAUGUACAGCAGCAGUCUGCGGCUGGAGAAGCAUCUGGACCUACUGCUGUCUCAGGUAUGUUGUAUUAUUGAGAAGCACACGGAGGUCACCGUGCUCGAGGCUUGCAGCAAUCUGGUCAGCAGUCUUGGCGUCGACUUCUACACCUUCUCCUCCCGCACACAUCUGGCAUUCAGCCAGGUGAUGGACGGCCUGACUGAGUGCCUCAACGCCUACUUGAGUGACCUGCUGCAGGGUACUGCAGAUGACGAUGAUGUAUACAGUGCCGCCACUGCUUUGAAAAAGAUCGCAGCCCUCAGCAGUGCCAAGGACCCGACAGGCUGGAAGCUGUUCGACUCCUGUCUGGAGCUGCUGAAGAGCAAGAUGGAGUCCAGAGAGUUCGACAAGGAGCUGAUGGUGUCGGCCCUGAAAUGUGCUGCCUUUAACUUGAUGUGGGCUAAAGUGAAUGCAGUUAACUCCACACCAGCUGAGGGGGAAUUGAAGCGUUUGAAGAAGGAGAUGCGUUCGUUCUGCAAAGUUUGUGAAACGUGUCUGUCUCUGGACCAGACUGAGAUCAGAGAUCAGGCGUUUGAGCUGUUGUGUGACUUGCUGCUCUUGUACAGUGUGAGUUCAGCCCGCUUUGAACCCGCCCUCCAAACGCUGGUCCACCUGCCGUCUGAUUCCCUGCGUUCUGAGAUGGCUGCUUUCCUCCUGGACUACGUCUUCUCAGAAACUGAAGAUGCUGAGCUCGAUGAUGACAUUGAGGAUGCGAUGAAGAUAACUCUUCUUCAGAGGAAGCGCAACCAGCUGGCUGGCUACUGUAAGCUGGUCAUCUACGGUGUGCUGGACCUCACCGCUGCCACCAAUGUCUUCAAGCACUACAGCAAGUACUUUAAAGACUUUGGCGACAUCAUUAAAGAGACUGUGAGCAAGAGCAAGGUCAUCAAUCCCAUACAGAGCGCCAAGACCGUCUGUCUGAGUCUGCAGCAGCUGUUCUCAGAGAUGCUUACGGAGGACCGCAGCAGGCAGGAUCUCAGUGAGAUCAGAGACUUGGCCAAGAGGCUUGCCAUGAGCUUUGGCAUCAAUCUUAAUCGUGCCCGCAAACCACUGGUGGCCCUGCACACGGAAGGUGUGCGUUUUGCAUUUCGGGACCCACCAGAGGAAGAAGAGCCACAAUCGAACGUGGCCUUCUUGGAGAUCCUCAGCGAGUUCAGUUUCAAGCUGCUGCCACAGGACCGCAUUGAGUUGGCAGCCUUUCUGAAGUCAGUGUGUCCCGGUGACGCCCUCUCCUGGCCGCCAGUCAGACUAUAUCAACGUUCCUUGGAGGGCCGCUCCUCUGCUAAAGCCAGAGAACAGGAGGAGGAAGGCGAUGCCGUCUCCUCUCAUAAUGCCCCUGUAGCUAAACGCAAGAGGACAACUCCUCAGCGUUCAGGGGCCAGCACAGGCCGAGGUUCCUGGUUGGACAGCAGUAUCCAAAGCAGCCUUGCCACUCCAGCCUUCACCUCCACGGCCCAGAAACAGGCAGCCAAGCAGCUGGACUCCAGAGACACGGAGUCUGAUACAGGCAGCGUCUUAACUGAGCCGGAGUCUGAGGACGAGUUCUCCGUAGGGUCCAAAAUGCGAAGGGUGAAGCCCAGCAGACGACGUCAGCUCUCCUCCAGCCAGACCGGUCGCUCUUUGGAUCAGAGGGGCCUGAACUCCCAACUCACCUUACUAUCUCUGAUUGAGGACGACAGUGCAGAAAGAGAAGAGGAGCCUGAGAUUGAGAAUUACGAAAGUGACUCCGACCCUGAAUCUACAUACACGCUGCCUUCCACACGACACACCAGUGUCCUCGACGAGCUCUUUGACUGA